AUGCUUCGACGCACCGGUUGCUGCCUGGCCCUCUUCAGCAGCGCAGGGGGAUCGGCUCCGCGGUCAAAGCGGCCGCACUCCAGCAGCGACACGGACGCCUCGGCCUCGGCAGCAGCGGCGGCGGCGUCUGGCGUGUAUCUUCCAUGGACGGCGCGGCCGUGGGCAGUGACGUACCGUGUGCACUACUCGCAGUGGAAAUUUGUAGACACGGUGUUUGCGCACCUCGCCACCGUGACUCCCGCCGUGUUGAACGAUCGCGCCGAGGAGCAAGGCGUGCGUGACGUUCUGUGUGAGCUGGAGGAGCCAGUGGUAGCGCUGCGACGCCAGCAGGCACGGCAGGCUCGACAGCUGAAGAAGCAGGAGAAGGCAUCAGCAGCCAGUGCGACAAGCUCCCCCUCGCAGUUGCUCGCAUGUACUUUACAGCACACGGCCACCACCGCUCAAGCGUCCCCCUCCGGCGCAGCACCAAGUGGCAUGGCCGCAGACGACGCAGCGGCAGCGGAAACAUCGUGCACGCUGGAGUCAUUGGCCAGCGGCGCCGAUGUGCCGGCGACACACGAGGUAGUUGACAGCAGCACCACGCUACUCGAUGUCAGCAAGAUGAAGGGCAGUCGGAAGAGCAAGAGGGCCAGUCGAAAAUCUGCCACUUCUGCUGUCGUCAUCUACGAGCUGUAA
Molecule: messenger RNA, 675 nt
Organism: Leishmania mexicana MHOM/GT/2001/U1103
Lineage: Eukaryota; Euglenozoa; Kinetoplastea; Trypanosomatida; Trypanosomatidae
Exons: 1
Coding region: 1-675 (224 amino acids)
Source: RefSeq, a predicted model, not a curated record